This is a messenger RNA of Oreochromis aureus, 982 nucleotides long. RefSeq names its product histone H4. The transcript has a single exon. Gene Ontology annotation, molecular function: structural constituent of chromatin; DNA binding; protein heterodimerization activity. Bases 193 to 504 code for a protein of 103 amino acids. Gene Ontology annotation, cellular component: nucleosome. The record is from RefSeq and is a predicted model, not a curated record. NCBI's taxonomy places the organism in Eukaryota, Metazoa, Chordata, Actinopteri, Cichliformes, Cichlidae. Gene Ontology annotation, biological process: nucleosome assembly.
GUCAUCUGUCGUUAACAAAAGACAAAAUGUCAGCAUUUGGACAAAGAGUGGGCGGAGCCACUAAGCUUCGAUCCGCCCAGCAAAACUCGCCCGCAUGCUUUUCUUUUACGUCCUCAGAGCACACAUAAACACACAGGACCUGCCGCUGUGACUCUCAUUCGUCUUUAUUUGUGCAACGAAGAAAGCAUAGCCAUGAGUGGAAGGGGCAAAGGCGGCAAAGGACUCGGAAAAGGAGGCGCUAAGCGUCACCGUAAAGUUCUCCGUGAUAACAUCCAGGGAAUCACCAAACCCGCCAUCCGCCGCCUGGCUCGCCGUGGCGGAGUGAAGCGUAUCUCUGGUCUGAUCUACGAGGAGACCCGCGGUGUGCUGAAGGUGUUUCUGGAGAACGUGAUCCGUGACGCCGUCACCUACACCGAGCACGCCAAGCGGAAGACCGUGACCGCCAUGGACGUGGUGUACGCUCUGAAGAGACAGGGCCGCACUCUGUACGGCUUCGGCGGUUAAACGCAUUCAUACCAACUGAAGUAACUAAACGGCUCUUUUAAGAGCCACACACCUCACUGUAAGAGCUCUGUUCUCAAGUAUAUCAAUAUAAACAAUUCUGAACGUGUUUUAUUGCUCACUUUACCAUUGUUUAUGUCAAAAGCUGUAACAGACUCAGGCAUUUACAAUGCGUGUGGGGUUCCUUAUGUUUUGGUGGGUUGUGGGUUGUGGGUUGUUGUGUGGUGUGUGUGGUUUUUUUUUGGGGGGGGUUAAAUUUUUCCCCUCCCCAAGUCUCUCAACUUUAACAUAAUCUGAGAACUAUAUUGAAUUUGGAGGUUGCAAACCCAUUCAAGCCUCAACAUAGAGUAUAAGGAACUUCAGACUUCACUACUGAUUUGUAAAUAUGUUCCUACCUGAAACUCUGGAGGACCACAAGAUCCACAUGCAUUAAAAUAAAGAAUUAAAUGAUUAAUUGUACAAUAAAAUAAUUAUAAAUUUG